Molecule: messenger RNA, 5921 nt
Organism: Columba livia (rock pigeon)
Lineage: Eukaryota; Metazoa; Chordata; Aves; Columbiformes; Columbidae
Gene: AMBRA1
Product: autophagy and beclin 1 regulator 1
Exons: 19
Coding region: 910-4815 (1301 amino acids)
Biological process (GO): autophagy
Cellular component (GO): intracellular membrane-bounded organelle
Molecular function (GO): protein binding
Source: RefSeq, a predicted model, not a curated record
GCCGCGCCGGCGCCGCCGCUCCCCAGGCGGGCGGGCGCGGCCGUCCCCGCGGCGGCGCCCCGGAAGGUGGUGGGCACCUGCCCGCGCGGGGCCGCCGGGCCGCGGCGGCCGGAGGGGAGCGGGGCCGGGGAGGGGGCUGGGCCUCGCUGCCGGGGCCUUUGUUCGGGAGCUCCGCAACCGCGGCCUGCGGCGAGGGGAACGGGGAGGCCACCGCGGCGGCAACGGGCCCCGUUCCCCGCGCUGCCCCGGGCCGGCCGCAGCCGGCGGAGGGCGAAACCCACGGCGCUUGGCUGGCGCUGGCCUGGCCGGAGGAGCCGGGCAGGAGGGCAGGCCUCCGAGGGGAGCGGCGCCCGAGUCCCGGGAAGCUGACCCGGCCCCGCCUGAGCGUCCUGAAAGCCGGAGUUUGACUCCGCACUUGGGUGCCGUGCGGUGCUCCCGCGGAACCGGCCGCGGCUUUCGCGCACCCACCCUAGGGUACGGUCAGGGGCUGCUGCUUCAAAAUAGUAAAUAUUUUGUUGUUGUUGUUGUUUUCCGGCCUUAACCGAAUAAAUGUGAAGUAAGUGCUGUCUUCUCUGCCUCUGCUGUUUUCCACCGUGUGUUGCAGAACACUUCCUUGUGUGAGCAGCAGUUUGCAUCAAGUGCAUUCAGGCACGCAGGACGCUGGGGUGCCAGGCCUGAGUGUGGAGACAGUCGCCUGAACCUGUGUGCUCACACGGCUCCGCUUCGAAUGUUCUCAGUGAGGUCUCUUGGGCUGUCCUGGCAGAGCGAUUCCUGCUGCCUUCUUCUUGGUUUCCAUGAAGAUAAACAAUUGAAAUGUGGGCAGCUUAUUUAUAGCUUGGUGGUGGUUGUCAUCUGGAACCUCCUGCUGCCUCCUCCCGGUAGUUGGUGUCACGUUGGCUGCUGAGAGCCAUGAAGGUUGUACCAGAGAAGAAUGCUGUCCGCAUCCUGUGGGGUAGGGAACGGGGUACCCAAGCCUUGGGUGCUCAGCGUCUCCUGCAGGAGUUGGUGGAGGAUAAAACUCGAUGGAUGAAGUGGGAGGGCAAGAAAGUUGAGUUACCAGACAGUCCACGCUCCACCUUCUUGCUGGCGUUUAGUCCAGACAGGACCCUGAUGGCUUCCACACAUGUGAAUCACAACAUCUACAUCACAGAGGUGAAAACGGGCAAGUGCGUUCAUUCCUUGGUUGGACAUCGCCGCACUCCCUGGUGUGUCACUUUCCAUCCCACCAUUCCGGGCCUCAUUGCUUCAGGAUGCCUAGAUGGGGAGGUUAGAAUUUGGGAUUUACAUGGUGGAAGUGAGAGCUGGUUCACAGAUAGCAACAAUGCCAUUGCGUCUCUUGCUUUUCAUCCUACGGCUCAGCUCCUGCUGAUUGCAACUGCCAAUGAGAUACAUUUCUGGGACUGGAGUCGCCGGGAGCCUUUUGCAGUGGUGAAAACAGCCAGUGAAAUGGAGCGGGUCAGGCUGGUACGGUUUGAUCCCUUGGGACACUACUUGCUCACAGCAAUUGUUAACCCUUCUAACCAGCAGAGCGAUGAGGAAGUAGAGAUCUCCGUGGACAGCACAGAGAUGCCGCAUUAUCGCCAGCGCGCUAUCCUUCCGUCUCAGCCUGUGAGGCGCACACCCCUCCUCCACAACUUCCUGCACAUGUUGUCCUCCCGCUCCUCUGGCAUACAGGUGGGAGAGCAAAACAGUGUUCAAGACUCUGCUACCCCAUCCCCUCCACCGCCUCCACCACCACCUCCUCCGCCUCCAGCCAGUGAGAACACAAGGGCAUCUGUCUAUAACAGGCUCCGGGAGCGAGUCAGCUACCCCACAGCAGAGUGCUGCCAGCACCUGGGGAUGUUGUGCCUUUGCAGCCGAUGCUCUAGUGCAAGACUUCCUUCUUCUCUCUUCCCUCACCAGGAAAACGCACCCUCCACGUCUUCUGGGGCCACUGGCACUUCCUUCUCCUCUGUGCAGACAGAGCCUUAUCAACCCCCAGAGCAGGCAUCCGUAGCGCAGGAGGAGCAGGGGAUACUUAACAGGCCCUCUGCUUUCAGCACAGUUCAGAGCAGCACUGCUGGCAACACCCUGCGCAACCUUAGCCUGGGCCCCACGCGGCGGUCCCUCAGCGGGCCCUUGGCAGGCCACCAGUCCCGGUACCAACAGUCUGCGAGAGAGAUGGCUUCGGGCUUAGGCGGGUCUGACUGGUCCAGGACAGUGCUGAACAUGAGCUCUCGCUCAGAGCUGGAAGCCAUGCCUCCCCCUAGGACCAGUGCCUCCUCCGUGAGCUUGCUGUCCGUGCUGAGGCAGCAGGAGGGAGGCUCCCAGGCAUCAGUUUAUACCUCUGCGACAGAAGGGAGGGGCUUUCUGGCCCCCGGGGCUGAGGCGGACAGUGGUGGUAGCGCUGGUCCGAGCAAUCCGGCCAGCAUCCGUAAUGAGCUCCAGUGUGAUUUGAGGCGAUUCUUCCUGGAAUAUGACCGGCUUCAGGAGUUAGAUCAGGGGAUUGGUGGGGAGCCCAGCCAGUCGCAACAGGCUCAAGAAAUGCUCAACAACAACAUUGAGCCUGAUCGGCCGGGUCCCUCCCAUCAGCAGACUCCACACAGCAGUGAAAACAAUUCCAAUUUGUCCCGGGGUCACCUGAACCGCUGUCGCGCUUGUCAUAACCUGCUGACCUUUAACAAUGACACGCUGCGCUGGGAAAGAAGCACGCCUAGCUACACACCAGGGCAGGUCCAAAGCACGUUUGAGGGUGUACCUCCAAAUACCAGCCAGGUGCAGCCUGCAGAGAGAACCGAGGGCAGAGCUCCUGCCUCUAGCAGGCUGCAGCUGGGCAGCUCUUCCACCCCGCAGGAGGAGAGGACCGUGGGAGUGGUCUUUAACCAGGAGACGGGGCAUUGGGAAAGAGUUUACAGCCAGUCGGCUUCAAGCAGACCUGGGAAUGUAUCACAGGAGGCCUUAAACCAGGAAAUGCCUGAGGAAAGCUCAGAGGAGGAUUCACUCAGGAGAAGGUUGUUGGAGUCUUCCCUUAUUUCAUUAUCUCGCUACGAUGGAGCAGGGUCCAGGGAACAUCCAAUCUACCCAGAUCCAGCCAGGUUGUCUCCUGCUGCGUAUUAUGCUCAGAGGAUGAUCCAGUAUCUUUCCCGGAGGGACAGUAUUCGUCAGCGGUCUAUGCGGUACCAACAGAACCGUCUCCGCUCUUCCUCCUCCUCUUCUUCCACAUCAGAGAACUCAAGCCCAUCUGUAGAGGGAAAUGAUCUGGAAUUUGAAGAUUUUGAAAGGGACAAUGGAGAUCGAUCCAGGCACCGAGCCCCUCGGAAUGCCCGCAUGUCUGCACCAUCGCUGGGACGCUUUGUCCCGAGACGCUUCUUGCUGCCAGAGUACUUGCCUUAUGCUGGGAUUUUCCAUGAAAGGGGACAGCCUGGCUUGGCCACCCAUUCCUCUGUCAACAGGGUUUUGGCAGGUGCUGUAAUUGGGGAUGGACAGUCAGCUGUGGCCAGCAAUAUUGCCAACACCACCUACCGGCUCCAGUGGUGGGAUUUCACUAAAUUUGAUCUGCCUGAAAUCAGCAAUGCCUCUGUGAACGUGCUUGUUCAAAACUGCAAGAUUUACAAUGAUGCUAGCUGUGAUAUCUCUGCCGAUGGGCAGCUGCUGGCAGCCUUCAUUCCCAGCAGUCAGAGAGGCUUCCCUGAUGAAGGAAUACUGGCUGUGUAUUCUCUGGCACCCCACAACUUGGGCGAGAUGCUUUACACAAAGCGAUUUGGCCCUAAUGCCAUUUCUGUGAGCCUGUCUCCAAUGGGCAGAUACGUAAUGGUGGGACUUGCUUCUCGACGUAUCCUGUUGCACCCGUCCACAGAACACAUGGUUGCUCAAGUCUUCAGGCUGCAACAGCCCCAUGGUGGAGAAACCUCUAUGAGGAGAGUUUUCAACGUUCUCUACCCAAUGCCUGCCGACCAGAGAAGACAUGUCAGCAUCAACUCUGCUCGCUGGCUGCCUGAGCCAGGCCUAGGAUUGGCAUACGGCACCAACAAAGGGGACCUGGUGAUUUGCCGACCAGAGGCCUUAAACUCUGGAGUUGAGUACCACUGGGACCAGCUGAAUGAGAACAUCUUCACUGUGCAUUCCAGCAGCAGGAGCACUGAGCGGCCUGGAACCAGCAGAGCCACAUGGAGGACAGACAGGGACAUGGGCCUGAUGAAUGCCAUAGGCCUGCAACCCCGAAACCCCCCCACCUCUGUGACUUCACAGGGUACCCAGACCUUGGCGCCUCAGCUGCAGAAUGCCGAGACUCAGACAGAGAGGGAGGUACAGGAGCAGGAAUCCGCCUCUGCAGGGACUGGGGAAGGUGAAGGUCCAGAAUAUGGAGCCAGUGGGGAGAAUGCCCUGACUAGGAUCCAAAGGCUGAUGGCAGAAGGCGGCAUGACUGCCGUGGUCCAGCGGGAGCAGAGCACCACCAUGGCGUCCAUGGGCGGCUUUGGCAACCACAUCAUUGUGAGACACCGGAUCCACCGCAGCUCUCAGACUGGUGCAGAGUCCGCCGGAGCUGAGGGCACGUCAGCACAGCAGUCAACCUCACAGCAGCUGGCAGCUGAGCUGGAGGGACGGAUCCUUUCAGAGUCUCUGCAGCUGUCAGAGCACAGCCUGAGCCCGCGGACAGCCCCUGGCAGGAGUGAAGGACAAAGCGCUGGUGAUCUGGAGCUGCCAGAGCAGGCCCAGUCCUCCAUGGACACUGAGGGACCAAUUGAAUACAGUGACCUAACUAAUAAUAACCAUCUUCCUGACAGUACCAACUUCUAUAGUAAUGACAGCACCAGUGGGGAGUCACGGAACAGGUAGAGAUGAGUUGUGUGUUGGUGCUACCCUUGUACUGCUCAGCAGAGACCUGUACCUCACACCUGGCCAGGAGCUGGAAGAGUAGGGAUGUGUGGCUCUGACAGGGUCUGGUGGUUCAGUGGGCUUCUCUGUCCUUGGUGAGUGGGAAGGGAUAAGAACUGCAAGGGAAGCCAUGGGGAAGAAAGCAUACUUAACUUCCAGUGUUACCGCUGCUGAAGAGUUAUCAGGAAUGCAAACCAUACUGGCUGCACAUCAUGCAGAUUUUGAAGCCCUGUGGGAUCCCCUGAGCUCAGCCGUAACCCUGCAAUUCCGUCAGUGUCGUCCUUUGUAAAGCUUCUGUUCUUUCUUCUUUCCUGCCCUUUUAUGCCCAGGGUCUGAUCGGUAGAGUGGAGGAAGGGAAGGGGGCUGCAGCAUCCUUCUGGAGACAGGCAGUCCUACCAGGCAAACCUAGGCGUGAUACUCCGGCUCCACUGCUGGAGUGGAGGAGUCUUGCAGGCCACAGUCCCACUCUGUGUCACAGCAUUGCUGCCCCCAGAGCGUGGUGUUCUGAGACCCAUCCUGCCUGCUCUGUGGUCUUUUCUGGGAAGAGCUGGGCUUUGCCAAAACCUGCACAGCUCAGGAUCUGCUCACAGGUGGAGACCUUUCCUUUUUAGAGAGUUAGUUUAGUACUUGGCAGGAACCUAGGCAGAGCUGCUGUGUGGACAGGUAGAGGGACAAGGGCUACUGCUCUCUAAUCAGAAUGCAGGUCACACAAUAAUGUUCUAAGCUGUGCCAAUAUUAACGUGUAUGAGCCAUCCCAAUGGUUUUGUAGUGCCAGGACUGAGCUGCACCUCCUUGGCAGUGGGCAGGGAAUGUCUUCCAGCUCCAGGCCAGGGUGUGAGGUAUGGGUCUGUGAUGUAAGGUGUUGCAUGUGAAAUCUUGACCUUGUACAUGUAGUUUCUAGUGGAGAAAUCAAGGCUCUGAUACUUUGUUUUUAGUCUCAAAUGUGAUUUUCCUUUUCGUUUGUAACUCUCCAUCCCUAGCAGGCUUGUAGAGGAAGGACAGGGAAAGCGUGAGUGCUAACGAGGGAAACACCAAAGAUCAAUGUCAUUAAAAUAUGACAAACCCUU